AUGUCGGACUCAGCUCGAUGGAAAGCCACUGUCUACGUGGGUGGUCUGUCUCAAAUGGCGACUCAAAGUCAUGUUCUGGACGCUUUCAUCCCUUUUGGUGAAAUUGUCGAGGUCAAGGUGCCAAAACCUGACGCGCCAAAUUCUACAGAGUCUCACAGAGGAUUUGCGUAUGUCGAGUACGAGGAUGCUGCGGAUGCGAAGGAGGCUAUCGACAAUAUGGAUCAGUCGGAAUUUUUCGGGAAAGUCCUAAAGGUAUCGCAAGCCAAGGCACCCAAGAGUGCAGAGGAUGGCCUGGGCAGCAAGACAGCUAUCUGGGAGAAGGAAGGAUGGCUGGCUGAGCAACAUGGAACAGAAGAUGCGGAUGCAGUACAAGAUUCUGGUCCUGACCCUAUGCAAGGACUGGAACAACUGGACGUUGCAGGGCCAAAGCCUGAAUGA
This is a messenger RNA of Fusarium sp. VM40, 438 nucleotides long. NCBI's taxonomy places the organism in Eukaryota, Fungi, Ascomycota, Sordariomycetes, Hypocreales, Nectriaceae. The record is from the annotation of a GenBank genome assembly.